GAGAGCGCAUUUCUUCCCGGGGUUGAAUGUUAAGUUGUUUGUCCGUUUCGGGCUGCCGUCUUGCAGGUCCGCCAUAUUGUCUGCUGAAGCUGCCGCUGAAGCUGCCGCCGCUGCCGCCGCCAAGUAGGAGCGGAGCCGCGAUGGAGACCAUGGCGAGCCCAGGGAAAGACAAUUAUCGAAUGAAGAGCUAUAAGAACAAUGCCCUAAACCCUGAGGAAAUGAGGCGAAGAAGAGAAGAAGAGGGCAUUCAGCUCCGGAAGCAGAAGCGGGAACAACAACUUUUUAAACGGAGAAAUGUGGAGAUGAUUAAUGAAGAAGCUGCCAUGUUCGAUAGUCUCCUCAUGGACUCCUAUGUGAGCUCUACCACUGGGGAGAGUGUGAUCACAAGAGAGAUGGUAGAGAUGCUUUUUUCUGAUGAUUCUGACCUGCAGUUAGCAACCACACAGAAAUUCCGGAAACUGCUCUCCAAAGAGCCUAGUCCUCCAAUAGAUGAAGUUAUCAACACUCCAGGAGUGGUGGAUCGGUUUGUGGAGUUCCUGAAGAGGAAUGAGAAUUGUACAUUACAGUUUGAAGCUGCCUGGGCUCUAACGAACAUUGCCUCUGGAACCUCUCAGCAGACCAAAAUUGUCAUUGAAGCAGGGGCUGUCCCCAUUUUUAUAGAGCUGCUUAACUCGGACUUUGAGGAUGUACAGGAACAGGCAGUCUGGGCACUGGGAAACAUAGCUGGAGACAGCUCCGUUUGCCGAGAUUACGUCUUGAACUGUUCCAUCCUUAAUCCUUUGUUAACACUCCUUACAAAGUCCACACGACUGACAAUGACACGGAACGCAGUCUGGGCACUGUCAAACCUCUGCCGAGGGAAAAACCCACCCCCAGAGUUUGCAAAGGUCUCCCCUUGUUUGCCUGUGCUGUCUCGCCUACUCUUCAGCAGCGACUCAGACUUGCUGGCAGAUGCUUGCUGGGCCCUUUCUUAUCUGUCCGAUGGCCCCAACGAGAAGAUCCAGGCGGUCAUAGACUCUGGAGUCUGCAGGAGAUUGGUAGAGCUUCUAAUGCAUAAUGAUUACAAGGUGGCUUCUCCUGCCCUGAGAGCUGUGGGUAACAUCGUCACUGGGGAUGACAUCCAGACCCAGGUUAUUCUUAACUGUUCAGCCCUUCCUUGUCUCCUCCACUUGCUGAGCAGCCCCAAGGAGUCAAUCCGGAAGGAAGCUUGCUGGACCAUUUCAAAUAUCACUGCUGGCAACAGAGCUCAAAUACAGGCUGUCAUAGAUGCAAAUAUAUUCCCUGUGUUGAUUGAAAUCCUUCAGAAAGCAGAGUUCCGUACAAGGAAAGAGGCAGCCUGGGCCAUCACCAAUGCCACAUCAGGAGGAACCCCUGAGCAGAUCAGGUACCUGGUCUCACUGGGCUGUAUCAAACCCCUGUGCGACUUGCUGACUGUGAUGGAUUCAAAGAUUGUGCAAGUGGCCCUCAAUGGACUGGAGAACAUCCUUCGGCUUGGAGAGCAAGAGGGCAAGCGCAGUGGCUCAGGGGUCAAUCCCUACUGUGGCCUCAUCGAGGAAGCCUAUGGCUUGGAUAAAAUUGAGUUUCUCCAGAGCCAUGAGAACCAGGAGAUCUACCAGAAGGCCUUCGACCUCAUUGAGCACUACUUUGGUGUAGAAGAUGAUGAUAGCAGCCUGGCCCCCCAAGUGGAUGAAACACAACAGCAGUUCAUCUUCCAGCAGCCUGAGGCCCCCAUGGAGGGCUUCCAGCUAUAAUGUCUGCCUCCGGGGAGGGGAUGGGAUGGGAAGCACCACCAACCAGCGGAAAAGCAGCCCUCUGGUGGGCGGGAAACCAUCCCCCCACCGUCAGCCACCACACACCUCUGCUGCCCUGGAAACUGUGCUCUUGACCUGCUCCGCCCCCUUCCCUGGAGGGAGCACCCUCUGGACAGACAGAAUCAUCUGAGGCUCACAUUUGGGUUUUGUGACAAGAAGGGGACGUGUUGGGUUUUUGUUCCUUACACUAUAUUUUGGCUGCACAUGUGUCUUUAACCCAGGAGCCCAGGCGUAGACAAAGGAGGACUGAGGUAAUCAAUUUUGCACCUUUUUUAUUUUUAUUCUUUAGUGGUGACUUCCUUCCCUUUUAUCUUCCUUCAUCCUUCCCAGUUCUCUGCCCUGAUCUGUGUAACUCUUAUCUUGGGUACUUGAGCAGAUGGAAUAUUCCAGAAGUAGGGGGUGGGAGGGGAGGGGAGAAAUCCAAAACAAAGUGUUCUUGCUCUGACAGAAUAUUAAUCUUGUAUGCUUGGAUUAUUUAAUUUUUUUUCCUUUUGCACAUUUUUCUUGUAUUAAGAUGGCUCUUUCCAAGAGCCAUGAGUUCCUGGUUUUAGGAAUCCCAGCUGCCAGCAUUGUCUGGGACUAGAGGUUGAGGGGGAGGUCACCAUGAGACAAGGGCCCCUCCCUCCUAACGCCUGCCCAGACCUCUUUAGUUUGGGAGAUCCCCCUCACUCUCCUGGGGCAAGUACACCAGCGGGAGUGGAGGGGAGGGGCACGCCUUCGGACGGGGCUUCCCAUGUGUCGCUACUGAUCCCAUGUUUCCUACCCACCUUCCAAUGGUGCGACCCAACUUCAUUUGUUUACUUGAAAAUUCCCCUCGAGGUUGAAUGAACCUCUGAGGUAGCUGUAUUUUCUCCUAAGCACGAGACGGGGCUGUGGUCCUUCCUUUCUCCUGAGGAGAAAGUCCUUGCUCUGGUGACCCAUCAGUUGCCAAGGAGGUUGGAGUGAGAGUGUCAUGGAUUGGGUGGGGUAACCAGGGAUCCCUGCCUUUGGCCUUUCUUCCUCUUCCAUAGUUGGAUCGUGUAUAUUUUACUUCCAAAGGAGAGAAUGUCAGAAAGUUCUGUAUUUUUUUAUAGUCUAUAUAUUAGGUAGGUCAAUCUUAAUUGGUCUCCAGAGGAAGAACUGUCUGUAAUUUUCUGUAAGUAGGAUACUAUGAGGAAGACCAAAAAGAGAUAUGGAAGCUCCCUUGCUCACGAAGCCUAAGCUUGGCCCUUUUCUUCUCUGCUUGGUUCUGGGCCACCACCUGGGACCAACCCUUAUCUCUGAAACCUUUAUGUAGCAGGUCAGCCUGGUCUGAUUGUCUCUGUACCUGAAGGGAGCAAGGACGACCCCAGGGUGUGGUGAAGUCACCACUCUAGUUCUUACUGCUGAGCAUCCUGCUUAUUCAGAAAACCCAGAAAGCCGCCUGCCUUCUCAGAUUCAGUCUCAAAGGCCCUCGUUCACGUAAUUACCACACAUGGCUGCCUCUCCUGUUACCACAGAAACUUAGCAGCCUCAGGACUUUUGUGAGAGUUGUUGGUGUCUUCCCUGUUUGGGAUCCUUGUACCUGGUUUGGGUUUUGCCCUCGUGACAAUUUUAAUCCUAAAAUUUUUCUUUUUUUUCUUUUCUCUUUGUGUAAAGCUGGCACAGUGCCGCAGUGGCUUACUUACGGAUUUCAUAGGAGAGUAACGCCCAGUUGUUGGGGAUGGGCGUGGAGGGAGUUGUCAGCUAAGUGUAGACCAACUGUGAGAAGGCACAGUCUGCCCUGCCCACUUCCCCCCAAGGUCAGUUAGUCAGAGGUGCCUUGCUCCAAGCUGUAUUUUCCCUUUCCAGAAACAAUGCCAUUCUUGCCCCGUUCCUACACAUCCCCUCUGGCUCAGGUGAAAUCCAUGCCCCUCUGCUUGCAGAUCUGAAGUUCAGGUACUCACUGUGAGCCAUUGGUCUUGAAUUUGCCCUCUCCUCCUAAUGUUGAGAUCCAACCACACAGCCAUUUUCUGAGAAAGGUGGUUUAGAGCUAGAGCUUAUUACUGAAGUCACACCAGUGCUCUACCGCCUUAGUGAGUCACAUGUUACUCUUCACCUUGGGAAUAAUGACUGUCAACCCCCAGUCUCCCAGGUAGGCAAGAGGCAGGACCUUUUUCACCUGGUUGCUGACUCCAUUACAGAACGAUUCUCCUGCAGUUCAAAGAAAAACCCCACCCUCACCCUUACCCCCAUCUUUGUCCAAAGGGCAGAGCACUUUAAUAGAUCUACUUUGUACAUCUCAAGCAAUAGUUAAGUCCCUGACAUUGGGGCCAGGUUCUGACUGUGAGACAUACACAUCCUGCUUUUCCCAACUAUUCCUCUAAAGCCUACUUUCCCUCCAGGGGCCCUGUACCAGAUGGAAGACUUCUGAUUCUCUGGCUGCUGCUUAAAGCCAGUUUCCUCCAAGGACUUCAAAGGCUGAAGUCUCCCAGGGCACACUUGAGGACGGAUUUCUUAUCAGAUAAAAGUGGCCUCCAGGAGCUUUCCUUUUCAGUGUCUUCCUCAGCUCAGUUUCCCAUUAUCUUCCUCUACCCCCCUUUCAGUCAACAGGUGAAGUUCUUCCAGCCCACAGAGGCAGUCAUAUCAUCUUUUGUGUGUCUCCUCUCCUUUGGCCAUCUUGGGAAGCAAAAUACUACUUCUAUAACCCAGGCUUGACAGACACUCUUCAUGGGCAGCUCCCAUCUGGACUCCAGACCCUGGCCUAGGUGCAGUCAAGGGCUUUCUGGUAGAUUUCUGAAUGCUGUUACAGGGAUGCAGGGGCUGCCAGCCUGCUAUAGGGAAUAGCCUGAUAAGAUGUUUUUGAAUCUUCAUAUGUUGGCACAGGGCUAGUAUAUCCAUUUUAAGAUCUGUGGUGGGAGUGGAGGUAUCUAGGUGUGGAUUAAGGGGACAAGGAGCCUUUUUCUUAGCUAAAGUGUUCAACUACUGUUUUAAACAGUGCCAGCUAUUCUUUUUUGCCAGUCUCUCUGGGCAUCUCAUCCCUAAAUCAUCUCCUUCAAUACUAACAGGGUCUCUGGUCUUAGAAGCCUGCCUUCAUUUCUGAGCUCUCCCCAGUGAUUGCCUGGCCUUGGUGUUGGCUGCACCUUCUGGUAGAACCACAUGGGUACCACCCUCAGCUGGCUAUCCUGGAUACUUGGGGCAUUGGGUACAAAUGAUCCUUUCAAGAAGCAGGUAUUGAUGACCUCAGCUUUCAGGGACCCUUGAUGGUCCCCCUUAGCUAGGACCUUUAGAUCUACUCCUUCUACUCUCUUUGCGCUGGAAGCCACUUUCCAGGAGCCCAAUUUUUGGAGCUGAACUGCACAGAUUGUAGCUCCUAUUAUACUUAGUCAGGGAGAGCAAAAGAAGGCGCUCAGGCACAGACUUUAUUUCUUUCAAGCCAAACCAGCUUAAAAUGAAAACCGUCUACAGAAUGAAAUGGAUUUCCAUUUUCUUGUGUCUACCUGCUUCCCCCCCUGUAUCCUAGAGUUACUCCUGUUUCUAGCAAACUAGUAAGGGAAGGGCAUAAAUGCCUAGCAAUACUUCCCUCAUUCCAUAUAACCCCCUUUGAAUGCCUCAGCUCGUAUGUUCAGGCCACAUCUCUUCUCCUCAAGACUCAACUUGGUAUCCAUCAUCUUGGGUGUUCCUCUGUAGAUUCAUCUUGUAGGCUCAGAUUCUGGAUUCUCCAGGUCCCUAUAGGCACUACAGGGACCCGGAGGGAAAGCAGGCUGGCUGGGGGCCUCAGGAAUGUGUGUUACUGUCUGCCUCCCUGGCAGUCUGGGAAAGGGUGCAAGGCUCAGUGCACUGAACCAUAGGAAAUGCUCAUAAGCAAUGGCAACAUCUUCCAGGUAGGACUAUCCUAGAAGUGAGUGUGAGACUGAGAAAUCGCUCAGAGUUAGGUUUCUUCCACAGCCGUUUUAGGAUUCUAGACCAAUCUUGUUCAGUAUUUUUUCUGUGUCUUAACUUUUGGAUUCUUUUGUUAAGCCAACAAGCUGAGAACUAGCUGCUCUUUGGCCAAGGCCUUUAUAAAUGAUUCAGUCAUCCGGUUGUCUACCCCCCAACCCCACCUCCAGAUUAAGACCAUAGCACGGGAAGAAUUUGAGGUCAGUACCAACCAAGUCUGUGAAUUAAAGCUGUUACUUUUCCUCAGAGGGCAUUUUGCAUCAUGCCUGGGCUAUUUACAGAACCAAAACUAGGUAUGAGAGAAGAGGCAGCAUUAAAUUUGGGGCCCAGAACACCCCAAGACAAAGGUUUGUGUAGUGUGUUAUAAAGGUCUUCAGUGAGUUUGGGCCUACCUCGCUACUUCUGGGCCAGCCUGACUGAUGUCCAUAUUAGCACAUACCUGAACCCCUCAGCUAAAUGCUAGCCCUGCUCCCACGUGUAGGUCAGAUUUUCAGCCCCUGGGUUUGGGAAAAGCAAAUCCUGCCAUGCCCUGGGGGCAGUGAAGGAAGUCAAAGGUCAUAUCCGGAGACUGGCUGGGAACCUCUGACUCAGAAUGGCCUUAAAGAGUCCACCUCUCUGAGAACCCUCAAGCCUUGUAGUUGGGUAUGGGCUCUUUUAGCCCACUUUUGGGGGAAUUGCCUUUGACUGAACCACUAAAGCAAAGGGGAUAGGAGGUCCCAGCCACCCAAUACAAACCAGAUGUCCCUCAAAAAUAGCUUGGGUUUCCAGCUACCGAUCUUAGGAAGGUGAAUCAAACCAAUUUUCCUCACUGGUUUUUCUUUGCAGUUCAUUUGCUCUUAGUUUUCCAAGAACUAUAAACUCUGACUAUUUUCCAAGUUCUCAGGGCCCCUGGGUAGACAGACAAAGCUUGAUUUCAGAGCAGACAUAGGCCAAGAAACCGAGGCAUUGAGUGUGCUGAGUCCAGACAAAUGAUAUUUAUAUACACAUCCAAAUUUGAAGAGAAAAUGUUAUUUCUUUAGGUUUCAAACACUGUAAUAGAUAUAAAGCAAAAAUAAAAACCUGUUGCAAAGUUCUAAA
Molecule: messenger RNA, 6764 nt
Organism: Rhinolophus ferrumequinum (greater horseshoe bat)
Lineage: Eukaryota; Metazoa; Chordata; Mammalia; Chiroptera; Rhinolophidae
Gene: KPNA6
Product: karyopherin subunit alpha 6
Exons: 14
Coding region: 27-1751 (574 amino acids)
Biological process (GO): NLS-bearing protein import into nucleus
Cellular component (GO): nucleus; cytoplasm; nucleoplasm
Molecular function (GO): nuclear import signal receptor activity; protein binding
Source: RefSeq, a predicted model, not a curated record